Messenger RNA from Pundamilia nyererei, 2067 nucleotides. NCBI's taxonomy places the organism in Eukaryota, Metazoa, Chordata, Actinopteri, Cichliformes, Cichlidae. The record is from RefSeq and is a predicted model, not a curated record.
AUGAACCCUGGAUUAAAUAUGACAUAUCUAAUUCUUGGUGGACAUGUGGAAGUGCAGAAAUACAGAUAUCUCUAUUUUAUGAUACUGUUCACAGCAUAUAUUCUAAUAAUUUGCUGUAAUACCUCUAUCAUAUACCUCAUUGUUAUUCAUAAAAGCUUGCAUGAGCCCAUGUAUAUUUUCAUUGCAGCUUUGUUAUUAAAUUCCCUUUUUUUCAGCACUAAUAUUUAUCCAAAGCUUUUGGCUGAUUUCUUAUCUGAAAAACAGAUCAUAUCUUAUCAAGUCUGUCUCUUUCAAGUUUUUAUAUUUUACUCUUUAAGCUGCUCAGAGUUCUUAUUGUUGUCAGCCAUGGCCUAUGACAGAUAUGUGUCUAUAUGUAAACCUCUGCAAUAUCCAACAAAAAUGAGAAAAAUAACUGUCGUUUUUCUGCUUGUAUUAGCUUGGCUUUUGCCUGCUUGUCAAGUUGCAGUUGUGAUCAUACUAAAUAUUAAUAACAAACUCUGUAACUUUACUUUGAAAGGCAUUUUUUGUAAUAAUUCACUCAUCCAGCUUUACUGUGUGAUGUCAAGAGCUCUCUCUGUAUAUGGUGCAUUUGUUUUAUUGAAUACCGGACUUCUUCCAAUGCUAUUCAUAAUUUUUACAUACACCAAGAUAAUUUUAACUGUUUAUCGGAGCUCUGGAGAAGUCAAGAAAAAAGCUGCACAGACCUGUUUACCACACCUGUUUGUUUUAAUCAACUAUUCCUGUUUGAUAACUUAUGACAUGAUUAUAGCUAGACUGGAAUCAGAUUUUUCUAAAACUGCGCGUUUUUUAAUGACACUCCAAAUAAUAACAUAUAAUCCUCUCUUCAAUCCAAUUAUUUAUGGACUAAAGAUGAAAGAAAUUUCUAAACAUCUCCAAAGGAACCUACUCAGUCCGGUCAAGCCAGGGGAUCGUUCUUAUGCUGAGUUGGUGGGAUUGUUGAACAAUCAUUUUCACCCUAAGCUGAGUGAAAUUGUGCAGCGGUGGAAGUUUAACACAUGGAAUAGAAGGCCGGAGGAAAGUGUGGGCGAUUAUGUAGCGGAGCUGAGGAAGCUCGCACAGGACUGUAACUUUGGAGACUCCCUGACGGUGAUGCUACAGGAUCAUUUAGUAUGUGGAAUAAGCGAUGACAGAAUACAGCGCAGAUUGUUAGCAGAGGAUUCGCUAACAUUUGAAAAGGCGCAGAAGAUUGCUCAAGCAAUGGAGGCUGCUAACAGAGACAUUGUGGAUUUGAAAAGCAUGACGGAACAGUCGCGAUUCACUAAAGGAUUAGGAGCGGUGAGCAAGAUGGAGGACGGUGGCUCGACGUCACAACAGGUUGUCAGGAAGUGCUACAGAUGUGGAGGGCUAAAUCAUGUGGCCAAGGACUGCAGGUUUGUUUCAGAAAAAUGCCACAACUGUGGAAAGGUGGGACACAUAAAAAGGGUCUGCCGAAUGAAAAUGGAACAAAAAGGAGGGCGUGGCAGACAAGGUAAACAAGCCCAUUUCUUGGAAGAGGAGAAUGUGGAGAGUGAGGAAGAAGGAGCUGAAAUGCACCACAUAAAGGCAAGUGUGACUAUGUAUAAUGUGCAUGAGGAGAUUAGCAUCCCAAGGGAAGAACCCAUCAGACAGAAGCUAAAAGUAAAAGGACAGAAUGUGACAUUUGAAGUAGACAUAGGCUGUGGUUACACUAUCAUGUCGAAGGAGUCAUUUAAAAAACUUUUUGAAGGCAGUAAUGCGCCCAAAGUAAGCAAGUGUGGAAUCAAACUGAGAACGUAUGGAGGCCACAAGAUAGAAGGCAGAGAUGAUGCCUUACAGCGGAUACUGGCCAGACAUGAAACAGUGUUUAAGGAUGAGUUGGGAAGGCUGAAGGGGUUUGCAGCAAAGAUACAUGUAGCCAGAGAUGCCAAACCGUGCUUCUAUAAGCCCCGAUCAGUUCCGUUUGCCAUGAAAAAGAAAGUGGAGCAGGAACUGGAGAGACUGUUGGAGGAGAAGAUCAUCCAACCAGUGAAAUUCUCAGAGAGGGCCACACCCAUUUUACCCAGACUCCAGCGCCAGAAUUUGUGGUGA